Molecule: messenger RNA, 3237 nt
Organism: Theileria parva strain Muguga
Lineage: Eukaryota; Apicomplexa; Aconoidasida; Piroplasmida; Theileriidae
Product: LIM domain and RING finger protein
Exons: 1
Coding region: 1-3237 (1078 amino acids)
Biological process (GO): rescue of stalled cytosolic ribosome; protein ubiquitination
Molecular function (GO): ubiquitin protein ligase activity; ribosome binding
Source: RefSeq, a predicted model, not a curated record
AUGGAUAAGAAUCGGAGAUUUGACGCGCAGAAAUCAAACCGAGGUAGGAAUGGCAGGCCCAGCCAGGCUCAUCCGAGAGAAAAGGGGAAGAAUGAAGUAAAAUAUAAAAACAAAAUCCUGUCGAGAGAAUUGAAGGAAAUAACACUAGAUGUUUUCUUCAAUUCUAGACUCUCGCAGGACCUGAACCUGUCAAGGCAGCAAGUUGACCAACUCUUAGAUUUUAAACCAUCGCAUCACUUCAACUCGUACCUCAACUGCUGCAUAUGCUACGAAAACACACUCAUCUGCGCAGUAGGAAAGUGUGAUCACAUCACCUGCCUCCUCUGCUCACUGAAACUCUCAUUCUUCUAUAACACCUCAAGUAACAAUACAGACAAUGACACAAACGGUGGCCGAAAUACUACAAACAGUAGUAGAAACACAACAAAUAAUGGUAGAAGUGCCGUAAAUACAGGCAGAAAUAGCCUAAACAGUACUGUGAGGGGAACCUAUGAAUGCCCGUACUGCAAACAGCAGAACGACUACAUAUAUUUCUGCGUUAAUCCGUUCUACGUCCAUUUAGCAAAGAAUAAUAAGUUUUACUCAAGUAAUGAGACGCCAGCCCUGACAAAGGCUGAGUUAACAGAGUUUAUAUACAUUUUAACAAGGUCACGGCGUUUGCCAGAUGACUGUUCAAACUCGUCCACAAUAAAUAUAAUGCAGUUGUACAAAAUAUUUUUAAACACAAUAAAGAAUACAGUUGACAUGUUGUCGUUUAACGGACUGUCAAAAUGCUUGAGCGGUUUGGGGGUUUCAGGCUCGAAGCCUGAUUUGACUGAUCUUAUCAAUAAAAUUACUGAUAACUUUACUUUCCACGACGAUUUCGUCAUAGUAUCUGACCAGAGGAUGUUUUUUGAGUCUGCAGGGAUUUAUUAUUUAUAUAAGGUAAUUCUUUCACCUUUGUGCUGGUUCCCAGAGUGUAAGGACCAGUGGUAUCUGGACGCUGUUUUCAAGAGUAACCUGGUGGAGGCUUUAAAGACCCUUUCAAGUCAUAAAUACCCAUCUUACAAGGUUUUAAACAAACACAUAAAGGCAUCACAUACAAUGGUGUUCUGUGACAUUUGCCUAUCAUAUUUCACCAACAAGAAGUUUGUCUGCGAGUUUACACUGUAUAAUACAUCUAGAAUUAGUGACCAUGUAAAGUACGGAGAUGUUAAAUCCUACCCGCCAAUUAACCCACACAUAUGUUGUCCAGCUUGUAAAACUUAUCACUGGGAUAUGACUGCCUUUAAACAGCACGCAAAGGAUGAACACUUUAUCUGUGAACUUUGUGACUCCUACGAUGAUUCUUACUGCGUAUUCUCAGACUAUAACUCACUUUUUAACCAUUUUAAGACCUACCACUAUCCAUGUGAAGAGGAGGAGUGCAUGUUCAUAGUCUUCUCAGAUGAUAUACAGCUACAGUUACACUAUUUAUACAAGCACCCAGGGGUUGCAAGAUCAACAAAGGGUAACAAAAAGCCGAUACAUAUAAAUAACAGAGUUAACACAGUUACCAGCACCACUUCAUCAUGUGCAUAUUACUCCUUGGAUGAUAAUUUGACGUAUGACACCUGGGACGGCUCAAUUAAUAUUUUUUCAGACCAAAAAAAUGAUGAUUUAUUUGAAAAUGCCGAAACAAUUAGGCUACCCGAGGUUAAAUCUGACCCGCUACAGGAAGUUGAAGACACUAAGUUAUACACUUACUUAUCACCAUUGGAUGGAGAUGUUGAUUUAAAAGAGGAUAGAAAGAGGUUAGAUAUGUUUUUAAAAGGGUUAAAAGGUAGCAGGCACCUACCAGUGAGUUCAGAGUACAUAAAUAAUUUUGAUGUAACGAAGUCAUUUCAUGUUUUUAAUGAUCUGGAAACCGUUUUAACACAUUUUAGAAGGUUAGAUAUAAAACUUUUUGAUAUAACAAGUUAUUUGUCAGAGUUGCUGUCAAAUUGUUACAUUUCAAUAAUAAAUGCUUUCACAAAACACUAUAACAACAUAGUUAAUACCUGUGACUUAUCUGACGGGACGGUGCUUUUCAACCUUGUUAAAAGCUAUUUACUUAAGUUUGUCCUCUUCUUUUACACUAUACAUAUCAACAGGCCAAGGUCAGAUUCUGAUAAAUUGGCAAUAAAGAUCGAUGUUCUGAAGUUGAGGGAGCACAACCCUGAUAUAAAGCUGGGCGCCAAUGGCAUACUGUUCCUAAUUGCCGCCCUGAAUUUCUCAAACAUAUCAAACCGCAUCAUCGUAAAAGCCUCUUUAUCCUCAAUUAUUGACGAUAUGAAGGCAAUGUAUAAAGAGUCUCCCUCCCCAAUGUCACUUUCUGAAGCUUUUAACCUCAACAAUUCUCUAAACAGCUCACAUGGUGCUGGUAAUAUUUCCUCAAAUGCUCUGAACCCCAACGCCGACAUAAAUGAGUUCAUUUCAAAGAAGCCUAGGAGUAAUAACAUAGUGAAAAUCCCCAGAAAGGAAUACAUUGUGACCUUGAAGGGUAAGAAGAUGAAGAAUAAACCCCAGGUCAUUCACCAAGAAGAGCCUGUUGAUACCACCACCUCAAUAGAGGAACCAAUUGUGGUUGAACCUGACAACCCUACUCCAAUAAACAUCUCUGACGGAUUAAUACACCUGGAGGCUUUAGAAGCUGAUAACGAGACUCUAUUCAUGAACCAUGUGGGAUCUGGGAACUUUUACGGCCUGAUGUGCGACAUGAUCGGAAGCCUGCUAAUUUCAAACAUGAAGAGGUACAAGGCCAAAACAUUUGAUUAUUCCCUGCGUGAGACUACAAAACUGAAGAUUUUAGCCAUCGCACUGUCUCAAAAGAGGUCGCUCACCAACUUGGGUGAGUUUAUAAGCAUGAAGAAGCUGGAGUCUCUCCAGUCCCUCGAGCCUGAGUUCCAUCGCCUUGUGAAAGAGUGCAAAAAGAGCGAUCUCCCCACAAUCGCUAAGGUUUGGAACAAAAAGUGUACAAACAUUCUCAAGAACACUCAGGUUGAGCAUUUAGAGAUCCUGCACUUUUACCUCAAAGGCAAUUCCGACACCUGCAUGCCACUAUGUAACGACACUGAGUUCCCCAGUCUCACAAAGAACAAGAAUUCUCCUGAGUUCACUGGCACCAGGAACUACGCCAGUGCCGCCGGAGUUGUCAAUAAGCCCAAGUUCAUGAACGACCUCGAGUUUCCAACUCUAAAGCAAACCGCUAAUCUACACAAGAAAAGCACACGUAAAUAG